UCCAUUUACUUCCGGUUACACGCUGGUAUAUUUUUGCAGACUUCUAAAUAUUUUUGUCUUCUUAUCAACUCACUUUUCUUGACUGUUCUGAUGUUUUUCAAGCAUCAAAGAUGACAAAUGUCUACUCCUUUGAUGGCCUCGUGGUCUUUGGACUCCUAUUAAUAUGCACAUGUGCUUACAUGCAGAGGGUGCCACGAUUAAAGAAAUGGUUCCUAUCAGAAAAGAAGGGAUUUCAAGGUGUAUUUUAUAAAGCUGCUGUGAUAGGAACUCGAUUACACAUCCCUGUGGCAUUAAUCUGCAUCAUAAUGGCUAUAUAUGUAUUAGUCAUCAAAUAAGGAUUUACAUUGCAAUGUGCUGUACAAAUUGUAAAUAUCGAUCAUUCAUUAUAUCAUGGACAAAACUGAUCAAGGUUGAUCAUCUGAAUGUUUUGAGAUGGGUUGGAUAUGUUGCAAGGUGAUACAAGGAUGUUCAUAAUCAUAUUCAGCUGGAAUUGAAGUGAACAAAUUACAAUUGAAUUUUGGAGUAGAUCUCAAUGUAAGCACCAGGCAGUAGGAGUUACAAAAAUAUUGGUUUGGGUUUAUUUCUAUCAGAAUCUCCAUUUAAAUAUUGUAACACUGUGUAAUAUGGCAUUUUGAGCAAUAGUGUAGUUUCAUAUACUGUAAUAACAAGCAAGUGGCAAUCUUACAUGAAGAGGAUUCAUACACGUACCAGUACAUUUUGAUAGGUGUGUAAGCAUAGCUGUAGAGCCAUCUACAGUGGAACUCUGGCAGGACAUUAGUGCCUGCCUGCUACUCCUCCUCUGAUGUUUGCAUCCAGUCGAACUGGAGUUAUCCUUGUGUCACAAUCACAUCAGAAGUUAUUAAUACUAUCUAGCAUAGAAUAUUUACUUGAUUAUCAUGCUGUCCAACACACAACUGGUCUGUUACUAAGAAUGGGUGUAUUGAUACUUAUGCCAGAUUGGUAUUCAAAUAUAAUUAUCUGUUUUCUA
Lineus longissimus is the source of this 988-nucleotide messenger RNA. RefSeq names its product protein kish-B-like. The record is from RefSeq and is a predicted model, not a curated record. NCBI's taxonomy places the organism in Eukaryota, Metazoa, Nemertea, Pilidiophora, Heteronemertea, Lineidae. Bases 111 to 335 code for a protein of 74 amino acids. The transcript is spliced from 3 exons.